AUGGUGAAGGCCACAGUGACUGAUGGUGCCAAGCACAAGCAAAGACUUAAACGUCCAGGACGACUUUAUGUAAAGGCAACAUUUACAGGAUAUCGUAGAGGACUGAGAAAUCAACACGAGAAUACCGCUUUGCUACGCAUUGAUGGAGUAGUGGAGAGAAAAUCUACAGAAUUCUAUCUCGGGAAACGCUGUGUGUAUGUUUAUCGAGCUCAAAAAAAGAAAGUCUUUCCAAGAAGGCAAAAGCCAACCAAAAUAAGAGUUAUUUGGGGAAAAAUUAUGCGUCCGCACGGUAACAGUGGUGUUGUUCGAGCUCGAUUCAAACAUAAUUUACCGGCAUCCGCUAUGGGAAAACGUAUUCGAGUCAUGUUUCCAUAUUAUCAAAGUUUGGUUUAAUUACAACUAGUUUCUGAAUGCACCAUGAAGGUUUAAAUUUUUGUCUGUCAUGGAUAAAUAUUCCUACACAGUGUUGGCAGCCGCAAGGCGAAAAUCACUCAUCACUUAACAGCACUCGAGUUCAUCUCAUUCCCAACCAGACUUUAUCCUCGCUUCCUGCUAUAUCGAUCAUCAAUCCUUCCAAUCCGCCUACAUACAUAAGGACUUCUAGACUGGAUUUCAGUUCAUAUUCACCUGUUUUAUUCCCGAUUAAAGAAAGUGAGAGCUGAGAAGUAUGAGGAAACAUUCUACUGACUCUCCAUUGAUCCUGUUUACGCUCUCAUCGACUGCAGUCAACAUGGAUCAAAAGACGAGCUCUAACAAAAGCCUCUAAAUAUUCAGUAAGUUAAGCUCCCGGAUAUAAUUGAAGUGAGUGCAUUGAGCCCGCAAGUAGUGAGGUCAAAUGAAUGUAAAAGAAAUAUAAAGGUGGGUCAUUUACCGUUUCAACCAAUCAAAUAGAUAACGGCGGGAGUUUGCUUUAAUUAUGCCCGAAAGUCAAUCACUUACUCAGUUAUAUACAUUUUUCACAUUGGAGUCUUGAUUUAACUGUCGUUCCUAAAUAUUUCUUCUUUUUCCUCGUCUUUUCUUUUUGAAGUACAUCUAUCAUAACUAGAUUUCUAUUGCAGUGUGAACUAAUUCUCCUGACCGCCAAUGUCGGGGAGACUACUGUCUCAA
This is a messenger RNA of Schistosoma rodhaini, 1107 nucleotides long. The record is from the annotation of a GenBank genome assembly. Lineage: Eukaryota; Metazoa; Platyhelminthes; Trematoda; Strigeidida; Schistosomatidae.